Impatiens glandulifera is the source of this 2061-nucleotide messenger RNA. RefSeq lists its product as uncharacterized. The transcript is spliced from 9 exons. Bases 340 to 1995 code for a protein of 551 amino acids. Gene Ontology annotation, cellular component: membrane. NCBI's taxonomy places the organism in Eukaryota, Viridiplantae, Streptophyta, Magnoliopsida, Ericales, Balsaminaceae. The record is from RefSeq and is a predicted model, not a curated record.
AGUCAGUCAAGUCGUUCACACAACUUUUAUUCGCUCAUCGUCAUCUUCCUCCUCCAUGUGAAUUCUGAUCUCUCUCGCGGUGUUGAUUUACAUGUGAAGAUACAUACAUACAUACGCUCCUUAAUUAAACAGAGGAUCCCGAGAUGGUUACAGACUUCAGGAUAUCAUCCCCUGCUGCUGCUUCACUGUCUCAAAGUCAAUAAAUGCGACCCCCCCUUCCACACUAGAACGGAUCAGAAUCUGGGUUUCAUUCCAUCCCCCCCUCCUUCCUUCCUAACUUCAUUAUUACUCCUUCUUCUUCUUCUUCGCACUUGACAUGUUUACAAACUCAGGCCGGAGAUGAAAAUUCUUAUCCUCGAGUCUCGCUUUCUUCUCCUCCUCCUUUUCUUUACUCUCUUUUCUUCCUCCUAUGUCCAAUCAAAAGACCCCAUCAAGUCCAUUUUAGGUGAUGAGAAUUUUGGUACUGGGAGAAAUGACAUCUUCAAUGGAGUUGCAGAGGCGCCAGGUCCUGCAAGCAAUGGGUGGAAUACCCUUGUUCUAGCAGCAAACAGAACUAAGAGACCCGAUAUUCUUCGUCAUCUUAAGCCAUAUAGAGCUGGAUGGGACAUUGCCAAUAAACACUACUGGGCUUCUGUAGGAUUUACAGGUUCUUUCGGUUUCAUUCUUGCUGCUCUGUGGUUUGUCUCCUUCGGUUUGGCUCUCGUUCUACAUCACUGCUGUGAAUGGAGAAUAAAGUUCAAAGGAAAAGGGUCAAGUUUCUUGCGAAGGAUCUCCCUACUUUUGCUCAUCAUCUUCACGUGUUCUGCAGCAAUUGGGAGUCUUCUUCUUUCGAUUGGACAGAAUAAGUUUCACGGUGAAGCAAUGCAUACCCUUGAUUAUGUUGUGAACCAAUCGAGCUACACUGUUGAGACUUUGAGAAAUGUAACUGAGUACCUAUCACUUGCAAAGACUAUUAACAUCGCCCAGGUGUUCCUUCCUUCCGAUGUAAAAGAUAACAUAGACAAGUUGAAUGUUGAUUUAAAAACUGCAGCAGACACUCUCGGCCAAAAAACCAGUGAAAAUUCAACAAAGAUUCAGAGAGUUUUCAGUUUGGUGAGGUUGUCGUUGAUUCUUAUCGCUGCACUGAUGCUUGUUCUGUCACUUCUUGGUCUUUUCCUAUCGCUUCUGGGACACAAGCAUGCCAUUCACUUAUUCAUUGUUAGUGGAUGGUUUCUCGUGGCGAUCACUUUCACUCUUUGGGGAGUUUUUGUUAUACUCAACAAUACAAUUUCAGAUACCUGCAUGGCUAUGGGUGAAUGGGUCGAUAAUCCCCAUGCAGCAACUGCCCUUAGCGACAUUCUUCCCUGUGUCGAUCAGAGAACCACAAACCAGACAUUGGUUCAGAGUAAGCAGGUCGUAACCGACAUUGUAAAUAUCGUCAACCAAUUUGUAUACACUGUUGCGAACUCGAAUCUUUCUUCCAAUAAUCCCAGUUUCUACAACCAAUCUGGGCCACCAAUGCCCCCUCUUUGUUACCCAUUUGACGAUAGGUUGCAAGAUCGACAGUGUACCAUGCAAGAAGUUUCUAUGCAGAAUGCUUCUCUGGUUUGGGGGGAGUUGAUUUGUAGGGUAUCAGAAUCGGGAUUAUGCAUAAGCUCGGGAAGGAUAAAACCGGAAAUGUACAUACAGUUGGUGGAUGCAGUCAACAUAAGCCUGGCUCUACAACUUUACGCCCCUCCAUUACUUAGCUUCCAAGAUUGCAACUUUGUUCGUGCAACAUUCUGGAAUAUAACAGUAGCUCAUUGCCCGCCUUUGAGGCAUCAUCUGCGGUUGGUCAAUGCAGGUCUUGCUCUCAUUUCUGUCGGAGUCAUGCUUUGCCUUGUUGUCUGGUUACUCUAUGCAAACCGCCCCCAAAGGGAGGAAGUGUUUGCAAAACUUUCAUCAAUAAUAAGAAGUAGCUACAAAAAAGGUUGCCUCAAGAAGGAUGUUUCUUCUGGAAGAGUUCCUUCAGUUUAAUGUCUAGAUAGAACAUAUUAUAUUGAAUAAAUAACCAAGAUGGAGCAAAGCACCAUCUUUUUUUUU